Batrachochytrium dendrobatidis JAM81 is the source of this 731-nucleotide messenger RNA. RefSeq lists its product as uncharacterized. Lineage: Eukaryota; Fungi; Chytridiomycota; Chytridiomycetes; Rhizophydiales. Bases 1 to 630 code for a protein of 209 amino acids. The record is from RefSeq and is a predicted model, not a curated record. The transcript is spliced from 6 exons.
AUGCUCUCUGCCCAAGACACUGUCGUUCCGUUCGACUUACCAAUCAAACAGCAGUCUAUGGAUACCACUUGUCUCUAUGGUCACUUGCCUAGCGAUGACGAAGAGGAUGACGAGUUUCUACCCGUUGAGGGUCAUCACACUGACACUGUUGAUGAAGACAAUGGUGAUCUAGAUGAAGAUGAUCCAGAAGAACAUCAUGCUGAUAUUCCUGUUCAAGAGAUUACAGAUCUGGUCAUGACUGCCAUCCCUAUGCAGCCAAGUCUUUUACGCAAGGGAAAGAGUAUCAACAAUACUAUCCAAGACAGCAUUCUUGCUCAAACGUUCGAGAGUGAGGAUGAUGCUGAUGAUGAUUACGAUUGUGGCACAGAAGGUGCCGAGGAUGAAAUGGAUAACGAUGUUGACAUGAACGACAUUGAUACGGAUCCCCUUACCGUACAAGAAGCACAGGACAAUAUUGCUCACUUUGAACUUGCCACUUCCUGUGCAACCGAUAUGCUUUACAACCCUGCCAAAGUACUUCGUGAUGGAAAAGAAAUUUUACUUCCCGGUGACAUGGAUUGUCUAUCCUCAAAAAUUGAUACGUUGAUGCAAAUCCCUGCACCUGCUGAAGAGAGCACAGUGGAAGCAUAAACGUUUAAUACUACAAAAUAUAAUCAGAAUGGCUUUGGUUUAUUUGAAAUAGUUUUGCUUUGCACUAAAAAUAAAAUGGCAUGUGAAUCAGCAGUUUAAAA